AUGAGAGUGGCUUGGCUGUCUUCUCGCCAAUUCCUGCGCCGUUUCGUCGCAUCUGUUGUUCUGUCCGCCUUCGCUAUUUGGUACCUGCUUCUACCAGACCCAAAACAUAGAGUGCAGACACAGCCCGAAGUCUUGGAGCGGCAAUACCCCUUGCUUUGGCGACACGUGCAUUCGUUCAAUGGUACUGGAGGAGCAUGGUAUAUUCCACCCUCCUGGUUGUCAUCUGCCAGUGUUCAGCCGGAGACGAUAGUUGAUGCGGCUCUUCUGGCCGCGCAAGCUGCCAACACCAACAAGCACCGGUUCAUCAACCAGUCUUCCAUUCCCUUACUUCUGCACCAAACAUGGAAGAAUCGGCGUGUUGACACUUGGUCGGAUCUGCUUCGCGCCAGUGUGGAGAAAUGGUUAUCUUGUGUAGUGGCUGACGACAUGGCUUACUUCUUCUGGGAGGAUGAAGGCAUUGUGCGAAUGUUGGCGGAAUUUGAGCCUGACUUUGUCCAUCGCUUUGUGUCCUUGCCCUCGAACGUGGAGCGGGCUGAUGUCUUCCGCGUUCUGGUUUUGAAAUGGUUUGGCGGAAUUUACGCAGACGUGGACACGCGACCCCUUCGUCGGCCUGUCUCUUGGGUUUCUGCUUCCGACCUUGCUCCCUGGACCGACGCCGUAACGGGACUGAAGUAUUCCUACGACAACACAGUAAGCACCAUUCUCGGCAUUGAGGCUGACUGUGUGCCUUACAAGAGUGACUAUUGGCGCAUGGGGUAUUCGUACCCGGUCCAACUCACACAGUGGGCGUUGGCUUCCAGUCCUGGCCACCCUAUUCUUUUACGUUUCAUGGACACUCUUCAACGGAGGCUAGCGGAUGUUGCAAGGCGCGACAGGGGAGAUAUCACCGCUCCCCAAGCCGUAAGGGAGCUACAACGGAUUGGACCGCUGUCUUUGACAGGACCAGUUUCCGUGACCGUCGCAGCAAAGACUUGGUUAGAGGAACGGAUUGGACUGCGGUGGAACGCUCUCACUGGAUUAGCAGACGGCGGCCAAAGCAAGCUGGUCGACGACGUUUUGAUCUUGCCAAUUACCGGGUUUAGCCCCGGUCGAGGCAAAUACGGCAAUAUGGGCUCGAAGCCAGUCACGGACUCGUCGGCGCGAGUAUGGCACCAGGCGCAGGGAUCAUGGCGCUCUUUCGACCCCAAGGUCGAAUUUGGGAAAGCAUGUCGGACCUUGCUCGGGUUGUGCAAGGACUGGUCGAAGCAGCCAGACUGA
Messenger RNA from Fonsecaea pedrosoi CBS 271.37, 1257 nucleotides. RefSeq lists its product as uncharacterized. The record is from RefSeq and is a predicted model, not a curated record. NCBI's taxonomy places the organism in Eukaryota, Fungi, Ascomycota, Eurotiomycetes, Chaetothyriales, Herpotrichiellaceae. Gene Ontology annotation, molecular function: alpha-1,6-mannosyltransferase activity. Gene Ontology annotation, biological process: protein N-linked glycosylation. Gene Ontology annotation, cellular component: mannan polymerase complex. The transcript is spliced from 4 exons. Bases 1 to 1257 code for a protein of 418 amino acids.